CAUGAAGUUCUAUUGUUUUGCAGGGAUAGAUUUAUUUAAUCAGGGUCACAACUUGUAGUGAUAAUGGCUUCUGCCAAGCAAACUGCAAGGAUCAGAGUAAUAGAUGGCCACCUGAAAUCCAAACCUGUCACCUCACUCCACUCAACCCCACCUAAUGGAUUGAAAUACACAGUCGAUAGUUGUCAUGUGUUGUCAAUGAAAGAACGAGAGUUUUUUGAGGAAAACGGAUUUUUCGUUGUGAAAGGUUUGGUUGACCAGAAAGACUUGGAUAUUUAUAGAGAAAGGUUCAAACAAAUUUGCAACGGAGAGAUACCAAAGCCAGCUGGUUUGAUCGUAAUGAAAGAUGUGGCGAUUGCCAAGUCUGAAUACAUGCAAGGGGACAGUGCUAUUACAAAGAUACAAGACUUCCAUAGUGACCCCGUGUUGUUCGAGUAUUGUUCGCAUGAAGGGAUAUUGAAGUAUGCUGAACAAUUUAUUGGCAAAGACAUAAUGGCAAUGCAUACAAUGCUUAUUAAUAAACCACCAGAUCCAGGUUCAAAGUCUUCACGUCACCCCCUGCAUCAGGAUCUCCAUUAUUUUCCGUUCCGCCCAGCUGAUCGCAUUGUUGCAUCAUGGACGGCCAUGGAGCAUGUAGAUCGUCGUAAUGGUUGUCUUGUUGUGUUGCCGGGAACACAUAAGGGGAAGUUGUUACAACAUCAAUAUCCUGAGUGGGAGGGUGGAGUGAACAAGAUGUAUCACGGGGUCCGAGAUUUUGACGAGAACUCUCCACGUGUCCACCUAGUGAUGGAACCUGGGGACACUGUCUUCUUCCAUCCUCUACUCAUUCAUGGAUCAGGAAUGAACACCACUAAUGGAUUUCGCAAGGCAAUUUCAUGUCAUUAUGCAAGCAGCCAUUGCGAGUACAUUGACGUGAAAGGUACAGUGCAAGAAAACAUUCAGAAGGAAGUUAUUGAGAUUGCAAGGAGAAGGCUUGGUGACGAUGUUCAGUUUGAAUUCCAGGAUAUCUGGUACAUGAAGGGUAGACUUGUACACGGAGAGAGAGUUAAUUUAUAAAAAGAUUAAUGCUGCAUUUUGCUUAAACCUAUACCAAGCCAGCCUUUUGUAAUCUUGCUUUUAAAAUAACCUAAAGAAAGAAAAAUACCAUCCCAUUUACAACUGUUUCUAAUGUUGUCUAAAUAACUAAAACUGAUUCAUAGUUUAUGUUUUGAGGCUCACUGAAAUUCCUAAAGUUCAAAAGUCCUUAUGUUUUCUAGUCUAAUAGAUCUUUAAUUCCGAAUCAAGAGUCCCAUGUUAAGUUUUCUGUUAAAUAAUUUCUUUAAAUGCCAUUGAAAUCGUAACUCUGUGAUUUUGUGUUCAAAGGUGUCUUAAUUUCUUCUGUAGUUUAUAUAUUUGUUCUAAUUAAAGCUAUGUAUGCAAUUUAACACUUGUCAGUAUAAAUGUAGCACUAAUUGCAAAAUAAAGCUUAAUUUUCUAACUGUGUUGUAUAGAGUGUAACAUGCGGUACUACUCCUGUUUUAGGAGCAAUUUUCGUUGCCUUGUUGUUCAUAGUUUUAAUUGUUUUCUUCAACACUACUGUAUGUAAUGUCGUUCUGUAAUUUGUAGCGAAUAACUUAUAAAAGUUUUAAUAAAUUUUGCCAAGAAAUGUAA
Molecule: messenger RNA, 1647 nt
Organism: Ciona intestinalis (vase tunicate)
Lineage: Eukaryota; Metazoa; Chordata; Ascidiacea; Phlebobranchia; Cionidae
Product: phytanoyl-CoA dioxygenase, peroxisomal-like
Biological process (GO): fatty acid alpha-oxidation
Molecular function (GO): phytanoyl-CoA dioxygenase activity
Source: RefSeq, a predicted model, not a curated record